This is a messenger RNA of Hippopotamus amphibius kiboko, 4324 nucleotides long. RefSeq names its product ring finger protein 20 (gene RNF20). NCBI's taxonomy places the organism in Eukaryota, Metazoa, Chordata, Mammalia, Artiodactyla, Hippopotamidae. Gene Ontology annotation, cellular component: nucleus; HULC complex. The record is from RefSeq and is a predicted model, not a curated record. The coding region runs from base 668 to 3415 and encodes 915 amino acids. Gene Ontology annotation, molecular function: ubiquitin protein ligase activity; metal ion binding. The transcript has 19 exons.
GGGUUGAGCAGGGGGAGGACUGAGACUUUAGAUUUAGCAAUAGAAAUUUCACUGGAGAUGAUAAGAACUGUGUUGGUGGAGUGGUGGCAAUGGCGGCCUGAUUGCAGUGAACUUAAGAGAAUACGAGAGGAGGGGAAUUAGGGAAAAGAGGGCAGAGAUGUUGCUUUGGAGGAGUAUUGAUGUAAAGUAGAACAAAGAAAAUGGGGCCCUAGCCAGAGGGAAAUGUGGGGUCGAGAGAAGUUUUCCUUAAUUAAAGUAGGAAAUAUUACAGUAUUUUUAUUUAUUGAUGAAAUGAUUUGGUAGGGAGGAUAAAGUUGAUGAUGUAGCAGAAAAAGAAGACAGUUGCAGGUGUGAUGUCCAUGAGUAGAAGAGAGAAUAAUGUAAUGCACAAGUGGGGUAAGGAGCCUUAACUAGGAGAGGGACGGUUUAUCAACAAGAAGGAAGGCAAGGGAUGUGGGUUCAAAGGUAAGUAGGUUGGUAGUUGGGGUUGUGGGAGGUAGAUGUGGACAUACUCUGCUGAUUGCUUCUAUUUGUUUUUCAGUGAAAUCAGAAGCAAGACUCAUCUGAGAGUGAGGAUGGGGGAGGAAGUUUUGGAGGUGUGAAGAGACAGGAGAAGGAGGAGUUAGACAUUCGAACACUGCAAGCCAAAAAUCGCAAACUGGCAGAAAUGUUGGAUCAACGGCAAGCCAUUGAAGAUGAACUCCGUGAGCACAUUGAAAAACUGGAACGAAGACAGGCCACCGACGAUGCCUCACUGUUGAUCGUCAACCGGUACUGGAGUCAGUUUGAUGAAAACAUCCGUAUCAUCCUUAAACGUUAUGAUCUGGAGCAGGGUUUGGGAGACCUACUCACAGAAAGAAAAGCCCUUGUUGUGCCUGAGCCGGAACCAGACUCUGACAGCAAUCAGGAGCGGAAAGAUGACCGAGAGAGAGGGGAAGGGCAAGAGCCAGCUUUCUCUUUCCUUGCUACUUUGGCCAGCAGUUCCAGUGAAGAGAUGGAAUCUCAGCUGCAGGAGCGCGUGGAGUCUUCCCGCCGAGCUGUGUCCCAGAUUGUGACUGUCUAUGAUAAACUGCAAGAAAAAGUGGAGCUCUUAUCACGGAAGCUGAACAGUGGAGAUAAUCUGAUAGUGGAGGAAGCAGUGCAGGAGCUGAAUUCCUUCCUUGCACAAGAGAACAUGAGGCUACAGGAAUUGACAGACCUCCUUCAGGAGAAGCAUUGCACCAUGUCUCAGGAGUUCUCCAAGUUGCAGAGUAAAGUGGAGACAGCUGAGUCACGAGUAUCUGUCUUGGAGUCCAUGAUUGAUGACCUGCAGUGGGAUAUUGACAAAAUUCGAAAGAGAGAACAGCGACUCAAUCGACACUUAGCAGAAGUCCUAGAACGGGUGAAUUCGAAAGGUUAUAAAGUAUAUGGUGCGGGGAGCAGUCUCUAUGGCGGCACAAUCACUAUCAACGCCCGCAAGUUUGAGGAAAUGAAUGCAGAGCUUGAGGAGAACAAAGAGUUGGCUCAGAACCGUCACUGUGAGCUGGAGAAACUUCGGCAAGACUUUGAGGAGGUUACUACACAAAAUGAAAAGCUGAAGGUGGAAUUGCGGAGUGCUGUAGAGGAAGUGGUCAAGGAGACUCCGGAAUAUCGCUGCAUGCAGUCACAGUUCUCGGUCCUGUACAACGAGAGCCUGCAGUUGAAAGCCCACUUGGAUGAGGCUCGGACCCUGCUUCAUGGCACCAGGGGGACCCACCAACGCCAAGUAGAGCUCAUUGAGCGAGAUGAGGUUAGUCUUCACAAGAAGCUGAGGACCGAAGUGAUCCAGCUAGAAGAUACCCUGGCCCAGGUCCGCAAGGAGUAUGAAAUGCUGAGGAUAGAGUUUGAGCAGACCCUUGCUGCCAACGAACAAGCAGGCCCCAUCAACCGGGAGAUGCGCCACCUCAUCAGUAGCCUCCAGAAUCACAAUCACCAGCUGAAAGGGGAGGUCCUAAGGUAUAAGCGGAAACUGAGAGAGGCCCAGUCUGACCUGAACAAGACUCGGCUGCGCAGCGGCAGUGCGCUCCUGCAGUCUCAGUCCAGUACUGAGGACCCUAAGGACGAGCCCACAGAGCUGAAACAAGAUCCUGAGGACUUAGCUGCCCAGUCCGCCGCCUCGAAGGCAUCUCAGGAGGAAGUCAACGAAAUUAAGUCCAAACGCGAUGAGGAAGAGCGAGAACGAGAAAGGAGGGAGAAAGAGAGGGAGCGAGAAAGAGAGCGGGAGAAGGAAAAGGAGAGAGAACGAGAGAAGCAGAAACUAAAAGAGUCAGAAAAAGAGAGAGAUUCUGCUAAGGAUAAAGAUAAAGGGAAACAUGAUGAUGGAAGGAAAAAGGAAGCAGAAAUUAUCAAACAAUUGAAGAUUGAACUGAAGAAGGCACAGGAGAGCCAAAAGGAGAUGAAACUAUUGCUAGAUAUGUACCGCUCUGCCCCAAAGGAACAGAGAGACAAGGUUCAGCUAAUGGCAGCUGAGAAGAAGUCUAAGGCAGAGUUGGAAGAUGUAAGGCAAAGACUCAAGGAUUUGGAGGAUAAGGAGAAAAAAGAGAACAAGAAAAUGGCUGAUGAGGAUGCCUUGAGGAAGAUCCGGGCAGUAGAGGAACAGAUAGAAUACCUGCAGAAGAAGCUGGCCAUGGCCAAGCAGGAGGAAGAAGCUCUCCUCUCUGAGAUGGAUGUCACAGGCCAGGCCUUUGAAGACAUGCAGGAGCAAAAUAUCCGUUUGAUGCAGCAGUUGAGGGAGAAGGAUGAUGCAAAUUUCAAGCUCAUGUCAGAACGUAUCAAGUCCAACCAGAUACAUAAGCUGCUGAAAGAAGAGAAGGAGGAGCUGGCAGACCAGGUUUUGACUCUGAAGACUCAGGUUGAUGCCCAGUUACAGGUAGUAAGGAAACUGGAAGAGAAGGAGCAUCUGUUACAAAGCAACAUUGGCACAGGGGAGAAGGAGCUGGGUCUUAGGACACAAGCCUUAGAGAUGAAUAAACGCAAGGCAAUGGAGGCAGCCCAGCUUGCAGAUGACCUCAAAGCACAGUUGGAGUUGGCUCAGAAGAAGCUACAUGAUUUUCAGGAUGAGAUUGUGGAGAACAGUGUCACCAAAGAAAAAGAUAUGUUCAAUUUCAAACGCGCCCAGGAGGACAUCUCUAGACUUCGAAGGAAGCUGGAGACCACAAAGAAGCCAGACAAUGUACCCAAGUGUGAUGAGAUUCUGAUGGAGGAGAUUAAGGAUUACAAGGCACGCCUGACCUGUCCAUGUUGCAAUAUGCGUAAAAAGGAUGCUGUACUUACCAAGUGUUUUCAUGUUUUCUGCUUUGAGUGUGUGAAGACCCGCUAUGACACCCGCCAGCGCAAAUGUCCCAAGUGUAAUGCUGCUUUUGGUGCCAAUGAUUUCCAUCGCAUCUACAUUGGUUGAUCCAAGCCAAGAGAAGAAGAGCGGCAGGCUGGACAGGCACUUAGUCAUUAACCACCAAACCUCUACCUCUCCUCUCCUUGACAGGGCAGUUUGUCCGUCAACUCCUUUUCCUUCACAGACUUUAUGUCCAGGUUCUCCUUUCUAAUACCUAGGUGACUUAGGAGGGGAAAGGACUGGUAAUGCAAGCCUUGGGUUUUAGAAUGAAUUAGAAACAACUUUUGUCUUCCCUACCAGCUUUGUGUAUUUCCUGCUUUUAGACUUUCCAGCAUCUUCUUCAGGCUCACUGUAUAAUCUUAGAUUGUCCAUUCCUCCCGAAGAAGUCAAAUUGGUAUUUUUGACACAGAGAAAGGAACAAAGAAGAGUGGAGACAUGUGGCUACUUGUGGUGGACGGUGAACUUUUAGAAAUAAGCUAUCUACAGGUGUAAAAUGUACUUGAUUUGGGCAGUAAACUUUUUGUAAACUUAGAUUAUAAAAUGGUAUCAUCGUGCUCCUUAUUCCUGGAUAGUUUGAAGCCUUAAUGAAAUUUAUGUCCAGGAUGAUUCAACCCAUCUCCUAUUUACUAGCUAAUUAACUUGUUAAGGUCAGCUGGCUUCCUUGUUACAGUUAUUUAAGUUUUGAAUGUUCUGUUCAUUGGUGUCUUUAAAUUUCUUGAGGCCAGAAUAAUUUCAUAUACUAUAGCCCCUUUUAUCUUAUAAUGAAAUCAAGAUUGGAGAGGAUGGGGUAUAGGACCAAGGUGGUGGAGAGAUCUUCUGGAUACUUGAUGCAGGGAGGCCUUGGUGAGCUAUGAAUUACUCUCCUCUGCCUCUCCACAGGAAUUGUCGUGACUCCUGUUUUCCAAAAGAUUCUCUGUAAUGUUUCUGUAGGACUUUAUAUUCCACAAGCUUCAAUUAAAGCAGGAUUCAGUUUGC